Messenger RNA from Hypoxylon fragiforme, 3489 nucleotides. RefSeq lists its product as uncharacterized. The record is from RefSeq and is a predicted model, not a curated record. The transcript is spliced from 2 exons. Bases 1 to 3489 code for a protein of 1162 amino acids. Lineage: Eukaryota; Fungi; Ascomycota; Sordariomycetes; Xylariales; Hypoxylaceae.
AUGUUCGCCUAUACGCUGAUUAUGCCCCUGCUCCUGGCACUAGAUGCCUUACUUACCUACACCGUUCCUAUUCCAGCGACCAUUACGUCGCUUAUGCCCCUCGAUACGAGUAUGGGCCUACCGGUCGGUCUUAUCAUCGGCCUUACUAUGAUCUGGUAUCUAGAUGAACCAGAAGAUCGCCACCCAGGCGACUAUAUCCUUGCGCUCGUUGCCAAUGCCGUCGCAGCGAUGUGGGUCAAGGGUAUCUUUGGCGGCGAGAUCUCGCAAGAGAUCUAUGGUGUUGUUCUGAUGUGCGCCUGCCGAUAUUUCAGUGACCCCAAGUACCCGGCCACCCACAUCGUUGCGGCGACUAUGAUCGCGCAAAAGAUGAUUAAAGAAGAUGGAGUUUUGCUGUCCGUCGAUGCAGUAUUGGUAUUGGCCUUCUUCUUCUUGCCCCUCGCCGAGAUGGUCGCGUGGGCCACCACGACAAUUACUCACACUUCCAUCGCAGCGCUUCGCCUGUUUCCUCGCCUUUGCCGUUAUGGCAUUGGUCUCGGCGUCCGCGUUCGCGACACUGUCAUGUCCAAAUGGCAGUGGCUCGCUCAUUGCCUGGCGCGUCCUACGAUGGUAGACGCAUGCACUCAAACAGCUCAGAGUGCAGCCACUGAGCAAUCGCAGCUGGUCGUGUCCAGCAUGUUUACGGUGGCCUGUGUCGUGCCAUCUCCGGAAAAAGAAGUUGAGCCCCCGAGAAAAACGCGCAUGAAGAAGUCUGAGUACCUACGAAAGAAGUAUUUGAUGCCGAAACGUCCUCUGGCUGGAAUUCGGGAUUCGCUGCGAGAUGAAGAACCUCCUAUUACCCGACCCAUGGAGAUGCCAGAUGUUCCUCUGCCAGCCAGCUCUUCAACUACCCACGAGUCUAAUGUUCCGGAGAUUGGUGCCGAACAUCUCGUCGAUGAGCCCAAGGCAAGAACUGACCGUCCAGAGAGCGCCCAAGACACGGAUCGUACCGUCGAGGCGGUUCCUGAGUCCCAAGAGCCCGUCACACUCUUGGAUCAGACUCUCGAGCCAUCUCUGUCUCCCGCUGAGUCCUCCGCCCUAGCCCCAGCGGUCCCGGUUCCAGCCAUGACGUUUCAAGAGUACCUGCGCACUCCAGGCUGGAGCUUUGAAGAGGCGGCCGUACUAUUCGGCCUAGUCGAUAUGGAACUCGUCGACGAAGAUAGCCCAGCCGACGAGACCCGCCCAGCCGACGAUAACAACGCGAACGACGAAGAAGACGAGAAUGACGCCGCGAACGACGACGCGAGCGAGAACGAUGAAGCCGGCGAGAAUGAGGAGGAUGCCGGGGAAGCCGACCUGUUCCCUCCUACCAACGAUGCCGCCGAAGAAGAGAGUAAGGAAGAGGAGGAGGAGCUCAGUGAAGCCAACGUUGCCGAAGAAGUAAAAUCUUCCGCGGAGGCCGAACCAUUCCCUCCUACCAAUGCCGCCGCCGCCGACAACAACACGAACGAUACCGUUGAAGUCGCACCUCUUCCCCUCCCAACAGCCGAAGACGCACAUGCUACCGUCGAGGCUUCAUCGUUUGCCGACCUAGCACGAGAAUCAAGCUUUACUUUCUCGAUGCCAACCAGCCAAUUUGCCCAAGACGCGGGUCUUACCGUCGAGGCAAUCCCGACAAGACUCGCCAUUGCCCGAGACGAAGACAAUGCCGUCGAGGCAACCCCACCGCUUGUUCCUCUACCGAUGCUCAUUGCCCAACUAGCCAGACAGACCGCUUUUCCGUUUGGAGCGACGGCUCCCACAGCUGCCGAAGACGCUGGUCGCGUUGCUGAGGCUCCUUUCUUCGCCGAAGACGCGGAUCGUACCGCCGAGGCAAGUCAGGUUGCUGAGGACGCAAUGGAUCCCGUCCAGGCAGCUCCAAUGUACCAAGAGCCCACCGCAGGAGAAGCCGGUCUCGCCGACGCAGACGAGCCGAUCACAUUGGACAAUUUGCAUCCAGAGGAACUCGACCUGGUGGGGUACGAGUUUCAGAUGCCAACGUACAGUGCCCAAGCCGAGGGCAAUGCCACCGAGAAUCCCAACCAGGCCUACGAUUCUCUGGAGCCCGCCGCCGCCCAGCCCAUCGACUUUGAGAACGUCGAUUUUUCCUUGCCCGCUGGAAACGCCGCAGGGACAGAGAUGGACCUAUCGGGGCCCGAAACGAGUGGAGCAGAGGUUCCCAGUUUGAGUGAGUUUGCCAGCGAGAUGGACAUGAUUGUCAACGAUGCUCCUCAGCUGGGACAGUUGUCCGAGGGGUUUUACUCUUCGGCGACUGCCUUUGAGCAACAGAUGGCCCAAUUCGCAAACGAGUUGGAUUACGCCGCCGCACAGGCGCAGCCUGACGCUCAAGGACCGAACUCUACGAGUGCCGCGCUACCUGGUCCCGAGCCCGAGGCACCAGCACCAGAACCAGUACAAGCCCAAGAAGACUGGGCCCCGGCACAGGCAGCAACAGAAGCACAAGUACAGGCACAGGCACAAGAGGCACAAGAAGCACAAAUCCAGGCACCAGUUCAGCAAGCCAACGACGAAAUGAACUGGUUGGCGGAGAGUGAGGCAAAUGCGCCACGCCCUUUCCAGUUCACGGGCAGUUCGGAAAGGAACUCUGAGACGCCUUCGCAAGCGCAGCCAAUCGAAGAGUUCCGGCCCGUUCUGCCCAGACUGGCGCAGUCGAUCAACACCGAGGUGAGCAUGGAGGAUGCCCCUUCGGGGGUGUCUCAACCAGCAACUCCCGCUGGGCUGUUCGUAGGAACACCCAUGGAGGUUUCGACGCCCAUGACUCCCUCCCCUCGACGAUUGCUCACUCCCGUCAGACCAUCUCACGCAACACCACUGGCCAACACCAACAACCGACAAGCCCAACUCGCGGCCCCUGUCCCGGCAACGGCCGCCGCACCUGAACCGUCAACCCCACAGGUGCGCACGCCUGCGCCGGUCCUCGACAGCGGGACCCUUCGGACGCCCACUUCGGCAGACCGCCCCGCCUUCGACAUCAUUCCCGCCAAAUGGAUCCUGGAGUCAAAGCCCAAGAGCACGUACACGAUACCUCUUGCGGGAACCAGAGGGGAAUCGAAGUUGAAGGGGAGGCCAGUGCCGACGUCCAAGGGGGGCCGCCAGCGCCAGACCGACGAGAUGAUCGCCAAGGAGAAGCAGAGACUGGCGUGGGAAGAGGCGUCUUGGAAUGACUAUCACAAGCCUCUCCACAACCCGGUGGUCGACGGUGAGCUGGACGAGCAGAAGCUCCUCGCCGUAAUGGCAAGGCUGGACCAAUUGGAUGCCGAGUACCGGGCAUCCAUGGCCAGCCUCAACGAGGAGGUGACUGCCCGGCGAACCGCAGAGACCAGGAGGUACUUUGACGAGAAGCUCCGACGCGACGCGGAGCGGUUCCAGGCGAGGCAGAAGCAGAGGCCGGCAGCCAACCCCUUCCUAGCGAAGAAGCCGGCGAAGAAGCAGCCUCCACCCGCGAAGAAGUGA